This is a messenger RNA of Danio rerio (zebrafish), 1334 nucleotides long. NCBI's taxonomy places the organism in Eukaryota, Metazoa, Chordata, Actinopteri, Cypriniformes, Danionidae. The record is from RefSeq and is a predicted model, not a curated record.
UAGAUUUAAAACGCGUUUUAUAAGCUGUGAAGAUGAAGUCAAGAAUUUCAAACCUGCCAUUUCUACAUAAAACCGACAGCAUUUAUGAAUCCACAACCAAGAGCAACUUCAGACUGGCAGAAAUCGCCGCCAACCGUGGCAUUGAGCCCAAGCUAACCCACCUUACACUGCAGAAAACCAACAUUAAAAUGUACGACGACAGGUGUGCGGAAUUUGUGACCACCAGUUCUGCCUUCAAGCAUCUGCCGGGGGCCACAGCUCAGCUUGUUCGACCCACAACAUCAGUCAAGACAAGCUGGACUGAGGGGACAAUUCCUGAACCCAUUUAUAAGUCUUCAUACACCAAACAUGAAAUAUCGCCAUUAUCCCCAGUUCUUAGAGCGAAGGAGUUGACCAACACAGGUGUUGGCUCAAGUUUAAGGCAGGAGAAAAAAGACCAGUUUGACUCAACUUGUCAUGAGAAUUUCCAAUAUCCUCCUCCUCUCAAGUCCACAGAAAAGCAACGUGUUCGGCAUUCAUCCAUACCAAUGGGAGACCAAGAAAAGAUACUGGACAGACAAACAAUGUAUUCCAGCUCAUUCAGACAAUCAGCUGCUCUCAGCCCUGUUAAGGUCAAGGAAUACCUGCUUCCUAACAUAAAGAAAUAUCGGCCUCUCAACCUUCGGGAACUUUGUGAUGAUGAGUGGAUAACAACAACUGAGGAAUACUGUGCACACAAAUGUGGUCCUGUUCAGCUGGUGAACAUAAACCGAAAUCUCAGCUUUGUCUUUAAAGGAGAGAAACCUGAGGAGAAACUGUCGACAACAAACCAGCUUUUCUUCCCAGAGAUAAACCGCACUCAGCUCCCUGUGUAUGUGGAUGGAUCCAGCAUCAGGAAUUUGAGCUGUGUUCAAUUCGGGAGGCCUGAUCUGGCUGGAAACUUCUACGGCACAACAUCACAGGAACAGUUUCUUGCUAAAGAAGUGAUUCGUCCCAAGCCACCCAUCUACCCGCCGAGUUAUGUGCUGUAUGAGCAAGCUUGUGUGUUUUUAGAGCCCGAUCGGAUGCUUACAACUGUGCAAAAAGAUUUUGUCUCCCUGACUGCCAGAAGACAGAAACUGAGCCCAAGUCACCUUCACAAGGUUCAAGACAGCCAUAUCAAGCCUCUGCAUGGCAAACAAGAUUUCAAGACAACCCACAGUGAAGCUUUUGUGCUCAAACCCUACUGCAAGCCAUUUCUAAUCAACCCAAACCAACGACACAUCAGCCAUAUUGCAUUUUGAGCUAAAAAGCAUCCAACAAAAGUAUCUGUGGCCACAAUUUAGCUACAUUAAAUAAAAUUUUGGCAUCACAUU